Messenger RNA from Auanema sp. JU1783, 1329 nucleotides. NCBI's taxonomy places the organism in Eukaryota, Metazoa, Nematoda, Chromadorea, Rhabditida, Rhabditidae. The record is from the annotation of a GenBank genome assembly.
AUGGGUAUAUCAUGGUCCUGCUCCGAGCAGAAUGCCAUUUUGCCCAGAAUGGGAACUGGUGCUUAUCGUGUUGGCUGCUCUGACUUAAUGAUAAAAGAUUCCAAGGAUGGCGACUCUGGUGUUUUCAUGAGAAUUUAUUACCCUAAUGAGAAAGAACAACCUGAACCGCAAGCUCAUCCUCUGUGGCUACCAAGGAAAGAGUAUCUUGAAGGCUUAGCCGGUUACUUGAAGCAAUCUUCUCGAAGACUUCAAUUCUUUUCUAAUUGGAUAGUUGGAGAGAAACGAAGUUCUGCUGGUUGGCAUUUGCCUCUUGCUGGUACAAACAAAUCUAUACCAAUAUCCACAUCCAUGCCUACAAUAUCUAGCAAAACUCAUAAGAUCCCAUCUUCACGAUCUUUUUCUGUAACGCAGCCUAACUUCCCAGUUGUUGUUUUCUCUCAUGGUUUAGCUGGAUGCAGACAUUUUUAUUCAACUUACUGUUCCUCCUUAGCUUCUUAUGGUUAUGUUGUUGCUGCUAUUGAGCACAGGGAUUACUCUGCUUGUUGGACUUACAAGCUAAUUCCGGAUGUAUUAUCUGGUAGGGCUAAAGAGAGGGCAGUCCACAUGAAGCUACUGGAAAGUGGGGAUAAAGAGUUCAAAAUCAGGAGUCAACAAUUGAGUAAACGAGUGUCUGAAUGUGUGAAAACAUUACAUGUGCUGGAAGAGCUUUGUAUGGGGACCUUGGAUAAUCAGAGUAUCAUGGAAGGAAAUGAUUUUGACUGGACUCAGUUCAAAAAUCGGUUGAGUUUAUCCAAAACUGCUAUAGCGGGGCACAGUUUCGGUGGAGCAACUGCUAUGGCUGCAACAGCAUUUUCAACAGAGUUUCAAGCUAGUCUUGUUCUUGACGGUUGGAUGUUUCCUCUAGAUGCUGAUCACUACGUGCGAGCAGGACAACCAACAUUGUUUUUAAAUGCUAAGAAAUGGCAAUGGAAAGAGAAUCUGAAAAAUAUGCGGAGAUUUGGCAACGAGUCAGAGCGUCUCAUGUACAGUUUCAGUGAUGCCGUUCAUCAGACGUUUUCUGAUUUUCCCUAUCUAGUUUCUAAUUUUGUCGGCAAACGAGUGGGACUACAGGGUGAAGUUCCAGCAGACGAGUUGAUGGAAGCCAUAAUUGAGAUGUCUGUGGUGUUUCUCAGAAAGUUCGUUUAUUCUGCAGACCAAACGGCUGUAAUGUUUCACUUCAGAAUUCAUGAAGGAGAAUUGGCUGGUCCAACACUACAUCAGCUAUCUACAAUGAAAUUUGCUAAUAUCAUGGAAUCAGGAACUGGAACUGAUAUGGAUUCAGAGACAUGA